CAACAACGAUGAAAUACAACUAAAAACUAUUGACUUCACAACAACGAUGAAAUACAACAGCAUAGUAGCUGCAUUUCUAACACCAUGGACUUUAGUGAUCGGUGUGAAGUAAAUUUAAAUAUACAAAAUUGAAUAACAGAAUAUGUUUUCAACCUAUAAAUUGUUUGCUAGAGUUGAUAAACUACAUGCAAUGCCUUCAUGCAUUUUGAAUGCUGACAGCUCCAUUGACCCGAAAUGGGCCCCAUCAUACACCUAAUAUAUAUUCUUGGUAUUUUUCUAUAAUUUAAAUCUAUAUAUGUGGACUUACUCAACAGAACCAGCUUUUCAAUUCAAAUAUGUCAUCUUGUGAAUUAAUUUGAGCAGGGUUUUUAAUAACAAUGAACUCAGUGGCAAGAUUCCUUCAACGCUAGGACUACUGCAGACUUUGGAGAUAUUGUACAUGCCUGUCAUACCAUUGGUUCUUGUCAAACAAACGUGAAGGAAUUGGGACAGGAUGAAGCUCCUACAUUCCAAAUUAUAAUCCAAGCUUCAAAUCUUUUUGCCUGUUUUGUUCCACAGGUCAUUUCCUCUUCUAGUAAUAUUUGUUAGGAUUUAUUAGAACCAACCCCAUGUUAUAGUUUUAACUACUCAUUUGUUUUAGUGGCACAGGUGGUGUAACUUACUGUGCCGUUGCGUCUCUCCGGUUGAUGGGAUUCAUUGAAGAUGAUGUAUUGUCUAAAGGCGCAUCCUCUUCCAUCAUAAAUGUGCCAUUGCUUCUAGAUUGGAGCCUACAGGUUUAUUUUCUCAUUUAAUACGUAAAGGGUAUUUACUAUGCACUGAAACCCUGUGCUUCUGACACAUGAACUGAGAUAAAGCUGUUCAGAGCCAAAGGAACUUCCAAAUGAUUCAAUGCUCAUGAAUGAAUCAAAUGACACUCCAUGAUCUUGCAUUUUAUCAAACAAUUUGCAUGUUUGACGUUUUUUUAGUAUAUCCUUGAUGAAUUCUCAGCUCUGAGAGUACUUUCACUCUCAUCCUUUUCUUCAUGCAGAGGCUGGUAGCUAAUGGUGGAUUUCAAGGUCGACCUAACAAGCCUAGUGACACCUGUUAUGCCUUUUGGGUUGGAGGAGUUCUGAGGAUCUUAGGGGGCCACAAAUUCAUCGACGAGAAAGCAUUACGCCAAUUUUUGUUGACUUGCCAGUCCCAGACACUGGUGGGGAAAAGCCGUCUUUGGAUUGGAAUAAACGCAUGCAUAUUGCCCUUGGUGCUGCCCGCGGACUUUUAUACUUACACGAGCAGUGCAAUCCAAGAAUCAUUCACAGGGAUGUCAAAGCCGCAAACAUUUUGCUUGAUGAAAGAUUUGAAGCGGUUGUUGGGGAUUUUGGUCUUGCUAAGCUGUUAGAUCUUAGGGAUUCACAUGUCACUACUGCUGUGAGGGGCACUGUAGGACACAUCGCCCCCGAGUAUCUUUCAACUAGGCGGUCUUCUGAGAAAACCGAUGUUUUUGGAUUUGACAUACUGCUUUUGGAACUUGUAACAGGGCAUAAGGCAUU
Messenger RNA from Camellia sinensis, 1529 nucleotides. Lineage: Eukaryota; Viridiplantae; Streptophyta; Magnoliopsida; Ericales; Theaceae. The record is from RefSeq and is a predicted model, not a curated record.